CUUACUAGGAAACGAGGGGCAGUGGGCACGCGCUUGAAAGGCUGCAGGCGCCAUGGGCAGAGUGAGAAACGGCGCAAACACCCAGCAGCUGCAGGGGCAAAAACGGCCCGGGGAUCCCGCCGAAGCCUGCGCAGCCAUCGCGGUCAUGGGCGCGCGGCGCCCCCCUUUCCAAGUCCGCGUGGGGAGCCACGCGGCGGGGAGGAAGCCGGCGGCCGCCCGGCGGGAUUCCGCAAGGUUGCGGCGGAAGCGCUGGUGGCGGCGAGCCCGGGAGGCAGCCUCCGGAGGCCCGCUACCAGCCCCGAAGCCGCCGGCGCCCGCCGCGUCCCCGGGCGAGAUGGACCUGGGCGCUCAGCGGGAACGCUGGGAGACGUUCAGGAAGCGGCGGGGCCUCAGCUGCGAGGGCGCCGCCAAGUUCCUGCUGGACACCUUCGAGUACCCGGGCCUGGUGUACCACACCGGCGGCUGCCACUGCGGCGCGGUCCGCUUCGCCGUCUGGGCCCCCGCAGACCUGCGCGUGGUGGAUUGCAGCUGCAGGCUGUGCAGGAAGAAGCAGCACCGGCACUUCCUCGUCCCGGCCUCGCGCUUCACUCUCCUGCUGGGCGCCGAGAGCAUCGUCACGUACCGAUCCCACACGCACCCGGCGCUGCACAGCUUCUGCAGCAGGUGCGGGGUGCAGAGUUUCCACGCGUCUGUCUCUGACCCCGGGGUUUACGGCGUCGCCCCGCACUGCCUGGACGCGGGCACCGUGCGCAGUGUGGUCAUCGAGGAGGUCGACGGUGGCAACUGGGGGGAGGAGGCCACGAAGGAGCUCAAGGCCAUCCAGAACGCGUCUCCCGAGUGAGCCCCUGCCUCUCCUGUAGAGGAGCAGUGACUGGGGCCGCCACCCGCCUGAAACGUGCCCGGUGCCCUUCGAGGGGGCCACCUCAGUGCUUGUGAAGGAAUUACUGUAUGAAAGAGGUCGGUUUCUGGACUGGGGAACCCGUGAUGUCGCGCCAAGCUUCCACCCCUUCCCUCUCAGUGUGUUUCAACGGGCUUGCUUAUAAUCAAAAAACUGAGCACACAUGUGUCUGUGAACAGCCCUAAUCUUCCAAUCCAGUCAGCAAGCAGUGUCUCUACCUUUGCAGGUCGCCUUGCAUAACACUCAGUUGUAUUAUUCUUCCUACAGUUUUCACAGAUCAUUUUCAGAUUAUUCAUAUGUACUGUACCGUUAUGGUGCUAUUGUGAGCAAGAUUGUUUUAAUGGUCGCAUCUGGCAUGUGAGACCACUCACUAUAUCUAAACACUUUUGUAGACCUUUACGAGGACGUUUUCUGUUGAUUAUCUGUGUGCGUGUGUGUGUGUUAGGUACGCACUCACGUUUUCGCUACUUAGAGAUGUGCGUUAUUUUCGGUCACAGUGUUUAUUUAAUGUAUUUGUAUAUAGUAGGUUUAAGGUUCAUUAGUGUUACAUACCUCAUUGCACCUAUGUUUUCAAAUGAUGUUGCCAUUUUGCUUGGUUUUGUUUUAGAAACUGCCUCUGGGAAGGGGAAUGGGGAGACAAGAAUGAGAAAAGAUAUCUGUGGACUGUAUGUACACCCUCUUUGAUGUUUUGAAAUUCCUAUCUUGAAUAUGUGUUAAGUAUUCAGAUAAAGUGUUCAGAAAUGAGUACCUAAUAACUGAAAAGUAUCUAUUUCUAUGUUGUACAUUACAAUCAGCAUUAAUUUAUAUGUAAUUUCUUUAUACCUGAGAUUUUUAUCAGACAAUAGGUGGUGAGUGUCUUUUCCUGUUAAAAGAUAUGUACAAAAACCAUCAUUUAAUAGUUUCAUAGAAUUAAAAAAUGUAGAUCUUACAUAACUCAUUUAACCAACCUGAUGGAUGGAUUGAUUACCUGUUUUCUGAUGGAUGGAUGGAUGGAUGGAUGGAUGGUUGGUUCUGAUGGAUGGUUACCUUUUUUCCCAACUUUUCACUAUAAUAACAAUAUUUUGAAGGAGUAAAGUACAAAUAAAUAUUCUCAGUGUUCUCUGACUUGGAUAAAAGGCCUGGAGCUCUUUCCAUCUCUCUUGCUGUCUGUCUCUUCUGUACAAGUGCAUACAAUAUGCAUUGAAUUGUUUAACUUGACAUAUCUAUCAACAAAUUAAAAAUGAACU
This is a messenger RNA of Lynx canadensis (Canada lynx), 2124 nucleotides long. RefSeq names its product centromere protein V like 3 (gene CENPVL3). The record is from RefSeq and is a predicted model, not a curated record. The transcript has a single exon. Gene Ontology annotation, molecular function: carbon-sulfur lyase activity. Bases 53 to 841 code for a protein of 262 amino acids. NCBI's taxonomy places the organism in Eukaryota, Metazoa, Chordata, Mammalia, Carnivora, Felidae.